CAUGGCGGCGGAAACACACGCGCACGCCGCUACCACCGCCACCGCCGCCGCCACCGCUGCCGCCGGUCGGUGCCUCCACGCCUCUACCUCGCCUCCGCCACCGCCACCGAACCCGCGACUCGUGGAUGGAUAAUUCUGCGUACGUUCCGAAUCACCUACCGCCGCCGUCUCUGGUCGUGUUCUCGCAGCCCGGAACGUUGCCCGAGGCCUUGAGAAUGCAAAGACCCUUCAAUCCACAAGUAACCGACUCGAAGGACCUGCAGGUGCCCUUCAGCACGGCGGCGUCGCUGGGCUACGGCUUGCAUCACAUGCUGCAUCUGCCGCCGCAAUUCCUGCACCCGCUCGACCAUAGACUGCCCUUUGGCGGGUUCCGGCCUCUGGUGCCGUCCGCGUUCGCGCCCCCCAGCAAGUGCCUCAAGGUCGAGACCGGGAACGGCGCGGUGCCGGGAAACGGCGGUCUGCCCAGCAUCGGCUCGCUCACGAGCAUGUCGAACAUGUUCUCGCCCACGUCCCUACCGGGCGCUGGCGGGGGUGCGGUGGUGUCUGUUUCCGGCGCGGCAGCCGCCGCAGCCGCCGCCGCUGCCGCCGCGGCCAGCCAGGAAGUCGGGGGCCCGCAGAGCCCGGCUGGCUCCGCGAGCCGAUCGCCCACCGGUACCGGCGGCACCGGUUCCGUGCCAAAUCGUGGCACAACCCCUGACGAGGAGGACCGCGACGCCAAUGCUACACCUGGUUCUGAGAACACCGAACGAUCCACUCCGGAGGAGGGACGACCAUACAGACUGGGGCCUGUGUUCGGGGGCCGAUGCGGCGCGGAGGCGCUCGGUCUGGGGCUGGGGCUGUCGCCGGGCCCGGCCUACAGGUUCGCUCUGCCCCCGGGACUCGCUGCCAAGACCACCCGCUGCCUUGUAUUCGACCAAGGCAAGAAAAAAUUUCCCUCGGACCCGUCUUGCUGCCCGGUAUGCGGCGUGACAGUGAGACCGCAAGAAUUGGAGCAGCAUUUUGCCCAAGAGCUUGAUCGGCUCUAUAAGGUCUCGUCCGCGUCUGCGAGGCCUCGACCUUCGAGGUCGACCUUGCCGCCGACGCACGCCCAGGAUCAUCCCCAUGGAUCGAUGUUACACGCUCCAUCGGCGGCAGACGGUACCCCCCAGGGUAGAUGGGAAACCUACAAAAGGAUCAAGGCCAAUAGACAGGCCAGAAUACGCGUUAAGAAUCGGAAGAGAAAAGCGGACGAGACGGCCUGUCCGGUUUGCAGCGAGAGGCUGUCGGGUACUCCGGAGGAAUUGAAUCAGCAUGUCGACCGUUGUCUGAACAAGCAGAACAACGGAAACCCGGCCGGGCAGAACGCGAAUCUCGACGAAGAGGAGGUCGACGUCGAGGGCGACGCCGAGACCUUCGACGAGUACGAGUGGGCCGGCCAGAGAAGAGUACGUGCCACUUCUAUGCUCGUCGGUGGUUUCUCCGCCGCGGGUCUCGCCACCUCCUCGAGCAAUCGCUCCGGUGCCGGGGGCGGUCCCGGCAACCAGGAAGACGAAGACGUGGACCUGGUGGUCGACGGCGACGACGCCGCCGAGUUCGGCCCGGCGCAGUAUUCCGAGGCGGACGUGGUCGCGCCGCGGAUCGACGGUACGCCGCGGGAACAGAAAGAACGGGACGCCCUUCGCGAGGCCGUCAUCUCGCCGAACGCGCCGCACACUCCUCAACAGCUGACACCGGACCAGCUGGGGGCGCAGGGCCUGGUCGAAGUGAAGCCGGAGCCGGGCGCCGCGACACCCGUCGGUCAGCAGAACGACGCCGACGAGGGUGCCUCCGGCUCGCCCAGGAGAGACGGCGAUACGCCGGUCGUGGAGGCCCUUCGAGGUCGCAUUCGCGAACUCGAGGCCGAGAUGCGCGGUCAACCCUUCAAGUGUCUCAUUUGCAUGGAACAGUACAAGAAGCCAGUCACUUCGGUCUGCUGCUGGCAUGUACACUGCGAACAAUGCUGGUUGCACACUCUGGGUGCGAAGAAGCUCUGUCCGCAAUGCAACAUGAUAACGUCACCGUCCGAUCUGCGACGCAUCUACAUGUGAGUCGACUCGACGGCCCGCCGCGAUAACUCCGCGGCCGAGAGUCGAGGGAUGAUCAGCCGUGGCAACGAGCGAUCGUCAACGAGCGACCCCCUCAUCGCAACCGCCCAACCGCCCCCCGCAGCCCUCCCGCGGUCGCCCGUGUAAAUACUUGUAUAUUUCUCGGCGUUUACGUAAAUUAACUCCCUAGAAUUAACGUGUACGUUUAUGCAUCUUAGAGUUAGUAAAUUAACUUCCUUAGUCUACACACACACAUACACACACACAUACAUACAUAAAGAUCGCCCACCUAAGCGUCGCCCUCCCCAGGAUCACCUCGUCGCCAAUUUUGCACGUCGACGACGAUCAUAUCCGUCGUAUUUAAUCCGCGUUACCAAUCGUCCCCUCUCUGGAAACUGCUGCGCGGAGCUCCCCUUGUUUCCACACGUACGUAUUGUCGGAGCCGUGACUAUACAAGUAAAGAAAUUUCCUCAAUCUAUUCCUACAGUUUUGCUUUUCUUACGUACGUAUUUUUUUUUUUUUUACGUAUCGCAAUCGCGAUUAUUAAAUCGCUUUCUCGCGCGCGAUUCCAACGGCUUACUCGAAAGGACGGUGAGUUUCGUUGGCUUUGCCGUGUUGUCCCUACUUUGCUACUCGGUAAGUUGCAUGUUCGACGAUAAAUUGUUAGAUGACGAAUUCGUCUCUCUCUCUCUCUCUCUCUGUGCCUUAACGAUAUUUUCGCGACGACAGUUCCCGCGACCGGUCUUGCGAUUGCGGAUACACCUGAAUUGUUUGUGAAAGCAUACCUGGAGCCAUCGGCCAAUCGUUAUACGUUGUACUAUAAACUUCGCAUGUACGUCUACAUAAUGUGUGUUCACUGUCACGACACUUGAGUACUUAAUGAGGUCGAUCGCUUGUCAAAGACGUGUCAAUGCUGCGAAACGUUAGGCGGUUUCGAUCUCCCACUCGACGAAAAUCGUCGUCGUCGUCGUUGUCGAUCACAUCGCCGUACGCUCUCCUGCGAUAUUCUCGUUUCACAGGCGGGAUUACAGAAUCUUAAGGUUACGCGAAAGGACGACGCGAGUAGAGAAAGCCGAUCGCGCUCGAUCGUGGCUUCUUGUUUUACGUCUCGAAUAAUUUAUCGUCGCGCGCGCUUUCACGACAUCGCGUGACGAACUUUUUCCCCUCCGUCGGAUCCUCCGUUGCGUUCCUCAACGAUCGGCUUUCGGCGCAUCGGCCGGUAUAAUUACCGAGGAAACUUUUAGAUCAUCGGCAAAAUCAGUCUCUCUCUCGCGAUGCACUCCUGCGAGCUACUGUAAAUACACUAAACGGAUCAAGAAGAGAAGUAAGUUCCCCGAUCGCUGUUCUGUAAUCGAAAUAAAAAAAAACGAUCAUGGAAUGUACAA
Molecule: messenger RNA, 3448 nt
Organism: Dinoponera quadriceps
Lineage: Eukaryota; Metazoa; Arthropoda; Insecta; Hymenoptera; Formicidae
Product: E3 ubiquitin-protein ligase Rnf220-like
Exons: 9
Coding region: 126-2066 (646 amino acids)
Biological process (GO): DNA repair; protein ubiquitination
Molecular function (GO): DNA binding; metal ion binding; ubiquitin protein ligase activity
Source: RefSeq, a predicted model, not a curated record